GGAAAUAUUUGUGCCAUCUCGACCCUUGUGGUUGGAGAGUCUCUUUACACAAAAUAUUCGGGAGGGCUAUUUGAAAUCCGCUCCCCAGGGUACAAAAGGAAGCUGCGAGAGGGGAAUAGAGAAGAGAACGAAGGUUUGGUUCUGGCAACGGAACAGAUGUCUUGCUCCGUUGCCAUUGCGAGCUCUCCGUCGUUCUCGCCUUCUCGAAUCCCUCUUUCCUGCAAGAGCUCCCCAGAAACCCGAACCCUAACCCUAGCGCAGCACCACCUCCAGGCCGCCGAGGGCUCGCCGUCGCCGUUGGGGACGCCAUGCUCCACCUCGCCGUUCAGGUCCCGGUUCCAGAGAGCGGCGGGGGGGCUCAGGGCGUUCUGGGCCGUAGACUCGUCAUCCCCUUCUCCGCCGCCUUCAAAUCCGGGUUCGAACUCGGUCGGGAAAUCUUCGCUGCUGAAGAGGAAGAGGCCGGCGCGGAUCGAUAUACCGUUGACGGAGGAUUUGACCUUCGCGGCGCCAGUGGGAUCGGACGGCCGGAGGGAGAUGGAGAUGGAGAGCGCACGGUUCUCGGUGUACUGCAAGAGGGGAAGGAAGAGGUUGGAGAUGGAGGACCGGUAUAAGGCUGAACUCGAUGUCCACGGUGAUCCCCAACUGGCGUUCUUCGGCAUUUUCGAUGGCCAUGGUGGUAAGGGAGCUGCUGAAUUUGCUUCAGAGAACAUGGGCGAUCGUAUAGUGGAGGAGGUGGUGACGAGAGGAGGAGAAAGGUGUAGCGAGAUAGAGGAAGCAGUCAAGAUUGGGUACCUGAAGACAGAUGCCGAGUUUCUGAAACAGGAUGUGGCAGGAGGGACUUGCUGUGUUACUGCUUUGCUUCGAAAGGGAGACCUUGUGGUUUCCAAUGCUGGGGACUGUCGUGCUGUUCUGAGCCGAGCUGGGACGGCGGAGGCUCUAACAUCCGACCACAAGCUUUCACGGGAAGACGAAAGGGAGCGAAUUGAGAGCCUUGGAGGCUUUGUGGAUUAUUGUCGAGGAACAUGGAGGUUGCAAGGUUCGCUAGCUGUAUCCAGGGGAAUUGGAGAUUCACAUCUUAAACAAUGGGUUAUACCAGAGCCAGAGACUAAAAUCCUUAAGAUCGAACCUGAAUGCGAGUUCUUAAUUUUAGCCUCUGAUGGGCUAUGGGAUAAGGUUGGCAAUCAGGAGGCAGUAGAUAUAGCUCGGCCCUUUUGCUUCGAUACUGAUAAGCCGUCACCUCUCUCUGCUUGUAAAAAGCUUGCUGAUCUAUCCGCAGCUAGAGGCUCACUUGAUGAUACUAGUGUGAUGAUAAUACAGAUGCGGCAUUUUGUCUGAAGCAAGAGAAGAUUUUUCUUCUUCUUUUUUCUUUUUUUUUGGUUCCGCAAGUGUUUGUUUUUUCAGCAACUUGCGGGGUUAUUCAUUGGGUUUUAGGCAUCAUUUUAUGGAUUCAUUUUAUACAAACUCGUUGAUACUCAUUCUCUAGCUGCUCUUUAAAAUUGGAUGAAUGCAAUAAGAAAUGGAGAAAUAAUUGCAUGGAUCAGGUCCAAGUGACCAGGGCAAAUCCCGAAGGAUAAUGUGCAAUCUAAAAUGGGUAAAAUAAAAGAUGGAAGCUCAUCAGUCAUAUUCAGACAUGUUUGCAUAAUUUCAUUGUGGUUUCUGUUCA
Molecule: messenger RNA, 1663 nt
Organism: Elaeis guineensis (African oil palm)
Lineage: Eukaryota; Viridiplantae; Streptophyta; Magnoliopsida; Arecales; Arecaceae
Product: putative protein phosphatase 2C 53
Biological process (GO): protein dephosphorylation
Molecular function (GO): cation binding; protein serine/threonine phosphatase activity
Source: RefSeq, a predicted model, not a curated record